Messenger RNA from Eucalyptus grandis, 1724 nucleotides. RefSeq names its product glutathione hydrolase 3. Gene Ontology annotation, cellular component: plasma membrane. Gene Ontology annotation, molecular function: glutathione gamma-glutamate hydrolase. The transcript has 5 exons. Gene Ontology annotation, biological process: glutathione catabolic process. Lineage: Eukaryota; Viridiplantae; Streptophyta; Magnoliopsida; Myrtales; Myrtaceae. The record is from RefSeq and is a predicted model, not a curated record. Bases 5 to 1432 code for a protein of 475 amino acids.
GGACAUGUACGAGAACAAUCCCUCGGCUAAGUACUAUGGCGCUUUGUCAAUGGGAGUGCCUGGUGAAAUAGUCGGCCUUCAUCAGGCGUGGUUGAAGCACGGCCGUCUGGCAUGGAGCACCUUGUUCCAACCGUCCAUAAAACUGGCAAAGGAAGGGUUCGUGGUCGCUCCAUACCUUGCGCGGCAGAUAGAAGUCUCUGCGAAGAUGAUCUUGAACGAUCCUGGCUUGAGACAAGUGUUUGCGCCUGGCGGGAAGCUGUUACGCGCUGGCAAUACCUGUUAUAACGUGGAAUUGGGCCAAAGCUUAGAGGCCAUAGCAGAACAAGGGCCAGAUGCAUUUUACGAGGGGAGCGUCGGCGAGAAGUUGGUCAAGGACGUGACAGAGGCUGGAGGGAUUUUGAAGAUGGAGGACCUACGGAAUUAUAAAGUCGAAGUAACGGAUGCGAUGUCCGUUGAGGUCAUGGGCUAUACUGCAUUCGGAAUGCAGCCUCCCUCGAGCGGAACGUUAGGGUUCAAACUGGUCAUGGAGAUCAUCAACGACUAUGGAGAUUCCAAUGCUGCAGAGGGAAAUCUUGGGAUGCACCGCUUGAUAGAGGCGAUCGAGCACAUGUUUGGUGUCCGGAUGAACUUGGCCGACCCUAAUUUUGUGAGCAUCAGUGAGUACAUGUCCGAGAUGCUCUCUCCAUCCUUCGCCAAGCAACUGAGACAAAGGAUACUUGACGAUACUACUUUCCCUUCGGAGUAUUACAUGUACAAGUGGAGUCAACUUAAAGGUCAUGGUACCAGCCAUUUUGGCAUCGUAGAUGCAGAACGGAAUGCCGUAUCUAUGACUACAACUGUUAAUUAUCCAUUUGGAGGUGGAGUUCUCUCGCCUUCUACAGGUAUCGUGCUCAACAAUGAGAUGGCCGACUUCUCCAUACCCACGGAGGUUUCCUCCGACCGCCUGCCUCCUGCUCCAGCGAAUUUCAUCAAACCAAACAAGAGACCUCUGUCUUCCAUGACCCCACUCAUCAUCACCAAGGGUAACCGGUUGGCAGGAGUCAUAGGAGGGAGUGGAGGAAUGGACAUAAUUCCAGCAGUGACCCAAGUUUUUCUAAAUCACUUCGUCCUGGGAAUGGAACCAUCGGAUGCUGUUCAGUAUCCAAGGGUCUACCACAGGCUGAUACCGAAUGUGGUAUACUACGAAAACUACACCUGCAUCAAUGGUAAUCACAUUGAGCUUGCGGAUGAGCAAAAGCUUUUCCUGAAGGAGAGAGGUCAUAAGUUGGAAGCCAGAGCAGGAGGAGGAAUUGUCCAGCUUGUCGUUCACAGCCUACAAAGCACGCUUGAUUCGGGUCACAUGAGUUGCGAGGACUUCAACUCUGGAGUCGUCCAUGGAACUCUUACUGCCGUAAGUGAUCCUAGAAAAGAUGGGAGGCCUGCUGCGGUUUGAUCCGUUCCGGAGGAAUUGAGAAGGAACCGCUUCAUAAAGAUAGAUGGUGAAUGGUAUAGAGAUCGCCAGCCAAUGCUUUAAUGAAGUUUCCGCAUUAUGAUCCGAUGAAAUUAGCUCCCUAAUCUGCUUCUACACAUUGCAAUUUGCAUUAGAAAAAAUAUCAAAGCGAUGCGUCUUCGACUUAGAAUAUGUCAGCAGAAGCAAGCAAAGCAAAUAGCAGUCGAUGUAGACAGCACAUCACAGAACCCAACAUAAGGUUUCUGCCUCCGCGAGUCUGGUUUUUCAAAUGAGU